Molecule: messenger RNA, 600 nt
Organism: Acanthosepion pharaonis
Lineage: Eukaryota; Metazoa; Mollusca; Cephalopoda; Sepiida; Sepiidae
Source: the annotation of a GenBank genome assembly
AUGCAUUCCUUACUACCGAUGUUCUAUACCGAAGAAGACCAAAUAUGUACAAGUGUGCGCAUGCGCGCGUGUAAUCAGCUUGCAACGUCAAAGUGGUAUCGUGUUAACAGGGGUGAUAUAACACGCUCUCUCUCUCUCUCUCUCUUUCGCUCUCUCUCUCUCUCUCUCUCUCUCUCUCUCUCUCUCUCUCUCUCUCUCUCUCUCUCCCUCUCAAAGUCUGGAAAAAAAAAGCACACACAGCCAUAUCUUGUCCGUCAUUUUCGUUUUUUCUUCAUUUUUUUCCCAAAAUCACCGAAUUUUCUCUCUCUCUCUUUCUCUCUCUCACUCUCACGAACUCUCACUCUCUCUCAUUCUCUUCUCACUCCCCCUCUCUCCGAAAUAAAUGAGUUUCAUUUUUUAAGUUUCCUUCAUUUUUUUCCAAAAUCACCGACUUUUCUCUCUCUCUCACACAUUCUUUCUCUCAUUCUCUCUCUCGCUUUUCUUUCAUUUUUUUCAAAAUCACCGAUUAUUUUCUCUCUCUCUCACUCAAUCUCUCUCACUCAUUCUCUCUCACUCAUUCUCUCUCUCUCAUCCUAUCUACGAAAUGAGUUUCAUUUUUAA